AUGGCCUCGCUGCUUAUGUCCGUCUUUGACGUUGUGCGCUUCGUCUCGGGCUUCUCGUCCAAGAACGCCAUCGUCGACCAGUACAACUGGAGCUACAUCGAGCGGCCCGGCAAGGACGAGAAGGAGGACGUCGUCGUGUUUCUCCACGGCUUCAGCUCAGUCAAGGAGUCGUGGGUCCGGGUGGCCCGCGGCGUGGACAAGCGCUACAAGAUCGUGAUCCCGGACCUGCCCGGCCAAGGCCGCACCACACCCGUCGACACGCUGGCCAACUACUCGAUGCCCAGCCAGGCCUCGAGGCUGCACGAGUUCCUCCAAAAGGAGGUGCCCGCGGACAAGAAGAUUCAUCUUGUGGGCUGCUCUAUGGGCGGCAUGCUCGCCGGAGUGUACGCGGGGAUGUACCCGGAGCGUAUCAAGUCCCUCACCAUGGUGUGUCCUGCGGGCAUCUCCAUGCCCAAGAAGAGCACGCUACUGAAAAUGCUCGAGGACUCGGGACGGAACCUGUUGCUCGCCCAUACAGCGGAAGAUCUCGAUGAGAUGAACCGUCACCUCAGCUAUGAACCGCAUAGAAUCCCGCACCUGUUCCUGAACGUUUUCGCCUCGGAACGAGAGAAGCAGUUGCCUGUGCUGGAGAAGAUCGUCGGAGACUCGUUGCAGAACCCGACCGUGUUGGAAGAUUUGUUGCCGAAUAUUCGCGCUAGAACGUUGGUGAUGUGGGGAAAGCAUGACCAGGCGCGAGGACCGGUACUGCUCUUUGACGACUGCGGACACAUUCUGCAACACGAGAAGCACGCCGAGUGUACGACUGCGAUCAACAAGUUCUUGGCGGGCGAAGCGUUCUCAGUCAAGAACCUCAUGUAA
Phytophthora sojae is the source of this 858-nucleotide messenger RNA. RefSeq lists its product as hypothetical. Bases 1 to 858 code for a protein of 285 amino acids. The transcript has 2 exons. NCBI's taxonomy places the organism in Eukaryota, Oomycota, Peronosporomycetes, Peronosporales, Peronosporaceae. The record is from RefSeq and is a predicted model, not a curated record.